CCACACUGCGGAACUUUCGGCGCAGUUUCUCCGACGCAGACGCUUCGACACCAUCACCAAUCCUCACCUGUAGGCCUACACUUACCUGCCCCCCCAUUCCGGUUCGUACACCCCUCUGUUUCCGUGGAAACUUGCUGGAGACGUUGCCGGCUGUUUUUCUGGGAUCGUUUACUGACUCUUCCGCUGCCGCAGCACCUUUUCCCACGUCCGUUUACCUCUUUCCACCGCAAAUAUGGAUCAAGCAAAGCUGGCGCGCAUGCAAGCGUCGGUACGCAUUGCCAUCUUCCACAUCCACCCCCGCGACAAACGCACAGCUAUUUUGCUCCCGCCCCACCAUCACCCGCGACCGCAUCUACCAAUUGGCAAGGGCACUCCCCGCAGGAAGGUCAAGAAGGUCCACAAGAGCGCUGGUACCGACGAUAAGAAGCUCCAGACUGCCCUCAAGAAGCUCAACGUACAGCCCAUCCAGGCUAUUGAGGAGGUGAACAUGUUCAAGAGCGACGGAAACGUCAUCCACUUCUCAGCACCCAAGGUGCACGCUUCCGUGCCCGCCAACACCUUCGCCAUCUACGGUAACGGUGAAGACAAGGAGCUUACCGAGCUCGUCCCCGGUAUCCUCAACCAACUCGGCCCCGACUCGCUCGCGUCGCUACGCAAGCUCGCCGAGAGCUACCAGAGCAUGCAGAAGGAGAAGGGUGAGGACGGUGCCAAGGAUGAUGAGGACGACGACGACAUCCCCGAUCUUGUAGCUGGCGAGAACUUCGAGCAAAAGGCCGAGGUCGAGUAA
Molecule: messenger RNA, 787 nt
Organism: Periconia digitata
Lineage: Eukaryota; Fungi; Ascomycota; Dothideomycetes; Pleosporales; Periconiaceae
Source: the annotation of a GenBank genome assembly